AUUGAACAGGAGUACUGGAGAACUAUCGGGAAUGGUGGUGAACCGAUGUAUGGUGCUGAUACCACUGGCUCCUUGUUUGAUGAGCGAACCAAGCAUUGGAAUGUGGCGAACCUGGACAACUUGCUCAAUAGACUAAAAUUGAAGCAGAAGAUACCUGGCGUGAACACACCCUACCUGUAUUUCGGAGCAUGGAGAGCAACUUUUGCUUGGCACGUCGAAGACGCUGACUUGUAUUCGAUCAACUAUAUCCAUUUCGGUGCCCCUAAAUUUUGGUAUUCAAUCCCUCAAGAACACAAUGAUCGGUUCGAAAGCUUCAUGGCCUCUUCGUUUGCAAAAGAACGUUUUGCGUGCCCUCAGUUUCUUCGUCACAAAGCCUUUUUAGCUUCGCCGUCGGUACUGAGCCAAUGCGGUAUACAAUUGAAUAAAGUGGUCCAUCUCCCUGGAGAAAUCAUUUUGACAUACCCAUAUGGAUAUCAUUCGGGAUUCAAUCUUGGUUAUAAUUGCGCUGAGAGUGUGAACUUUGCUAAUGAACAAUGGAUUGAGAAAGGCAGGGUCGCUAAAUCGUGCAAGUGCAUUGAUGAU
This is a messenger RNA of Melampsora larici-populina 98AG31, 582 nucleotides long. RefSeq lists its product as uncharacterized. The annotation marks the transcript as partial. Gene Ontology annotation, molecular function: histone H3K36 demethylase activity; histone H3K9 demethylase activity. The record is from RefSeq and is a predicted model, not a curated record. The transcript is spliced from 3 exons. NCBI's taxonomy places the organism in Eukaryota, Fungi, Basidiomycota, Pucciniomycetes, Pucciniales, Melampsoraceae. Gene Ontology annotation, biological process: chromatin remodeling. Gene Ontology annotation, cellular component: nucleus.